Molecule: messenger RNA, 3473 nt
Organism: Poeciliopsis prolifica (blackstripe livebearer)
Lineage: Eukaryota; Metazoa; Chordata; Actinopteri; Cyprinodontiformes; Poeciliidae
Product: regulator of MON1-CCZ1 complex-like
Biological process (GO): regulation of autophagy
Cellular component (GO): lysosomal membrane; Mon1-Ccz1 complex; late endosome membrane
Source: RefSeq, a predicted model, not a curated record
GAAAUCCCGGUUAUGCUCUUAUUUUGAAGGAGUAAAGCGGAAGUCCUGCCCUUCAGCUAAAGCUAAUGCUCCGCUGCUUCCGCGCUGUUUUCCUCCUUCAAACUGCAGGUGAAGUGAAGGCCAGGUGAGUCGGGAUGGCGGAGGAACAUUACCUGGAGAUGAGCGAGAACCCGGUCCAGUUUGAGCAUGCGUCAAGCGUCAACAACGUCUUCUUCGACGAAGCUAACAAACAGGUGUUUGCGGUGCGUUCAGGUGGAGCUACAGGUGUGGUGGUGAAAGGGCCUGAUGACAAAAGCAGCGUUGCCUUCAGGAUGGAUGACAAAGGGGAGGUGAAGUGCAUCAAGUUCUCCAGGAACAAGAUCCUGGCGGUCCAGCGGACCUCCAAGUCCGUGGACUUCAUCAACUUCAUCCCCGACUAUCCACACACAGAGUUCACCCAGGAGUGUAAGACGAAGAACGCCAGCGUUCUGGGGUUCUGCUGGACCAGCUGGAACGAGAUCGUCUUCAUAACGGACCAGGGCAUAGAGUUCUACCAGGUGUUCCCAGACAAGCGCAGCCUGAAGCUGCUGAAGAGUCAGAGCAUCAACGUGAACUGGUACCAGUACUGUCCGGAAACGGCCGUGAUCCUGCUGUCCACCACGGUGCAGGGCAACGUCCUGCAGCCGUUCGCCUUCCGGAACGGAACCAUGACCAAGAUGACCAAGUUCGAGAUCGAGCUGCCGGUCGUCCCCAAACCGGCCAAGCUGACGCUGUCGGAGAGGGACAUCGCCAUGGCAACCAUCUACGGCCAGCUGUACGUCAUGUACCUGAAGCACCACUCCCGGACGGCGAACAGCCCCGGAGCCGAGGUGGUGCUGUACCACCUGCCCAGGGAAGGCGCCUGUAAGAAGAGCCACAUCCUGAAGCUCAACACCACCGGGAAGUUCGCCCUGAACAUCGUCGACAACUUGAUCGUCGUUCACCACCAGAGUUCACAGACGUCUCUGAUCUUCGACAUCAGGCUGAAGGAGCCCGACUGCACUGUUAACACCCACCAGCCGGUUCUGCCGGCCCGGUCCAUCCAUCCCUACAGGAUUCCUCUGUCAGGUCCAGCUGCCGUUCCGACUCAGCCGCCGGUUCCGUGUCAGCUCUACUCUUCCUCCUGGAGCGUCUUCCAGCCCGACAUCAUCAUCAGCGCCAGUGAAGGUUACCUGUGGUACCUGCAGGUGAGGUUGCCCCCUACUGUCCACCUGCUGCAGGACAAGGGGAAGCUGAUGGACUUCCUGCUGCGGCGAAGGGACUGCAAGAUGGUGAUCCUGUCGGUGUGCUCUCAGAUUCUGGACGGGCAGGUGAAGGGCAGCCUACCCGUGGUAGCGACCGUCUUUGACAAGCUCAACCAGGUGUACAAGGAGUACCUGGAGGCGGAGCAGAGCUACACGGCGGCCAUGGAGUCGGGUCCGAGUCGAGGCGGCGGCACCCAGAAACGGCCGGUCCGGACGCAGGCAGUCAUUGACCAAUCAGACAUGUACACACACGUCCUGUCAGCGUUCACAGAGAGGAAGGACGUGUCCCAUAAGUUCAUCAUCGCCGUGCUGAUGGAGUACAUCCGCUCCCUGAACCAGAACCAGAUCACCGUCCAGCAUUACCUGUAUGAGCUGGUGAUCAAGACUCUGGUCCAGAACAACCUGUUCUACAUGCUGCACCAGUUCCUGCAGUACCACGUCCUCAGUGACUCCAAACCUCUGGCCUGCCUGCUGCUGUCUCUGGAGAGCACCUACCCUCCAGCCCACCAGCUAUCUCUGGACAUGCUCAAGCGCCUGUCGACGGCUAACGAUGAGAUCGUGGAGGUUCUGCUGUCCAAGCAGCAGGUUCUGGGCGCGCUCAGAUUCAUCCGCAGCGUUGGCGGCCAUGACAGCGUGUCGGCCAGGAAGUUCCUGGAUGCGGCGCGGCAGACGGGAGACCAGAUGUUGUUCUACACCGUGUUCCGGUCGUUCCAGCAGCGGAACCAGCGCCUCAGAGGAAACCCGUCCUUCAACCCAGGGGAACACUGUGAGGAGCAUGUGGCGCACUUCAAGCAGCUGUUUGGGGAGCAGGCGCUGAUGAAGCCGUCCACAGUGUGACCUCUGACCUCCGCAUGAUGACCUCUGACCCCCAUAGGACCAAACGGACGCAGCAGAACCACCAGGAAGGUUCCAGCAUCCUCCUCUUCCUCACAUCCUAAAUCUGUCUGUGAAUAACUAAUUAUAACUCCAUGAACUGCAGAUGACUUUGUUUGAAGAUUAGAAAGUGUGAAAUGUAACUUUAUUCCUAAAAUAUGACAACUUUCAUAGCAGAAAAUGCUUUAAUAUUGUGCCACUCUGACUCCAUGUCUGCAAAUAAACACUGAAACAGGAAAUCAGUAUUUGGGUCAGGUGUUGUGGGCGGAGCCUGAGCUGCACCUGUAUGCAAAGGCGUAAAUCCAGCUCAUUAUUGGGGGGGACCAAAAAACAGGAAAAUAUCUGAAGACCAAUUUUGGAGGGUUGGUGAAGUUACAGGAAAAUGUAACGUAAAAAUGGUUUAAAAAGUUUUUAAACUACAUUCAAGCUGCAGGACCAAAAAUGACUAAUAAUGCAGAUCAAACAUGUCAGUCAGCAAAUUAUUGAGAAACUAAAACUCAAAUGUUGCUUCUAUACCAGUUUUGUUCAGCCUGACUGAUCUACUCUCUGCUACACUUUACAAUUAAGGUUCUAAAUAAAGUUUUAAUGAGGAACUGCUCUUAAUAAAAUUCCUCAAACAUUUAUUUAUUGAAAUGCCUCCCAAUACAAAAUAUGGGCUAUUUAAAUAAUAACUUAACUUGCUUUAUUUUAAACUUUGUUUUAGUUUAGUCCUGGAUGACUGAGAACAGGCAGAUAGAAAUGAGUAUCUGGGGAGAAUCAUAACUUACCACAUUUAAAGCACCAGAGUUUAUAUAGAAAAUUAUUCAGACUUUAUUGUGUGGUUUUAUAAAUGCUGUUUCUUCUGUUCUCAGCUCCUCCCUCCAAACUCACUAAAACUUAGAGUUAAAUAUGAAUGUUUGCUACCUUCUAUGAAAGCAGUGCAGCAGUUUUGCUAAUGAGGCAGCUUAUCAUGAUUAAAGGUAAUGAUCUUUAUUGUUCAUGUGUUUCUUCCCACUGAGCAGCGAAAGUAAAUAAAAUGUUGAGAUGUCUUUUGUUGUAAGUAUUUACUUACUGGAGGGUUUAAUGUUUGUGCUGCAGAGCUUUGGACUGAACCAUUUUUCUCAUAAUGGUAGUUUGGGACCUAAAAUGACAGAUUUAUUUUGUUUUCUUUUACCUUUUCAUAUUAUUAUUUAAAUGCAAAUGUUUCUUCAAUGAUUGUUUUUGGGGGGACCAGACUUCCAGACUUCACCCCCUGGGAUUUACGCCUAUGCCUGUAUGAGGCUGCAUAACAAUGAUGUAAAUCUGUGUUCAUUAUGUAAAUAAAGUAUUUUAAUAAAUCUGGAUUGUAUGUGAACUUAA